Molecule: messenger RNA, 1397 nt
Organism: Wallemia mellicola CBS 633.66
Lineage: Eukaryota; Fungi; Basidiomycota; Wallemiomycetes; Wallemiales; Wallemiaceae
Product: rab GTPase activator
Exons: 5
Coding region: 37-1380 (447 amino acids)
Biological process (GO): small GTPase-mediated signal transduction; vesicle-mediated transport; protein transport
Cellular component (GO): cytoplasm
Molecular function (GO): Rab GDP-dissociation inhibitor activity
Source: RefSeq, a predicted model, not a curated record
CUGCUUGACAUUUCUCUUCAUAACUUUCAUCAUACAAUGGACGAAGAAUACGAUGUUGUUGUGCUCGGUACUGGCUUAACCGAGUGUAUCCUCUCUGGACUGCUCUCUGUCGACGGUCAGAAAGUAUUACACAUAGACAGAAACGAUUACUAUGGUGGUGAAUCCGCUUCACUUAAUCUCACACAGCUCUACAAGAAAUUUAAAGACGCAGAGCCACCAGCAGAGCUUGGUAGAGACAGAGAUUAUGCCAUAGAUCUUAUUCCAAAGUUCAUUAUUGCUUCCGGAGAAUUAACCAAGAUAUUGGUACACACUGAUGUCACUAGAUACCUCGAGUUUAAGCAAAUCGCAGGUUCUUACGUCUUGCGUGACAGAACUGUCUCAAAAGUACCUUCCACAGAAUCAGAGGCCGUGCGCUCCUCUCUAAUGGGAUUGUUUGAGAAGAGACGCGCUAGAAACUUCUUCCUCUUUAUCCAAAAUUACCGUGAUGAAGACCCAUCAACCCACAACGGUCUCAACCUUGAUAGUGACACAAUGCAGGCCGUUUACAACAAGUAUGGUCUCGAGGCGGGUACACAAGACUUCAUAGGACAUGCUAUGGCACUCUACUUGGACGAUUCAUACAAGCAAAAGCCUGCGCGUGAAACCUACGAGCGUAUUUUGCUUUACACCGCUUCAAUGGCAAGAUACGGCAAGUCACCAUACAUCUACCCACUCUACGGUCUGGGUGAAUUACCACAGGCGUUUGCACGUUUAUCUGCUAUCUAUGGUGGUACUUACAUGCUUGACAAACCAAUUGACGAGAUCGUCGUCGACAACGACGGUAAAGUUACAGGCGUCAGAUCAGGCGACGAAACAGUCAAGGCUAAGAAGGUAAUUGGUGAUGCAUCCUACUUCAUGGACGUCAAAGGUGAGAGUCGCGUUAAGGAGACCGGGAAAGUCGUAAGAGCUAUCUGCUUGCUUAAACAUCCAAUACCAAACACCGACAACAGUGAUUCGGCUCAAUUAAUCAUCCCACAAAACCAGGUUGGCAGAAAGAAUGACAUCUACAUUGCUGGUGUUUCUUCUUCGCACAAUGUCUGCGCCAAGGACAUUUAUAUCGCUAUCGUAUCAACAGUCGUCGAGACAUCAGCACCAGAAGCUGAACUUUUACCUGCUUAUAAGCUUUUAGGACAGAUUUACGAUAAAUUCGUAUCAGUUAAUCCAAUUUAUGAGCCAACAAGUGAUGGUAAGGAUGACAACAUCUUUAUCUCACGCUCAUUCGACGCAACUUCUCACUUUGAGACUGUUGUAGAGGACGUUAAGGACAUCUGGAAGAGAGUCACAGAAAAGGACCUCGUCCUUGAGAAGAAGACCGAACCAGAAAUAAAUGAGAACAACUGAAGUAACUGAAACAACGG